Messenger RNA from Durio zibethinus, 2494 nucleotides. The record is from RefSeq and is a predicted model, not a curated record. NCBI's taxonomy places the organism in Eukaryota, Viridiplantae, Streptophyta, Magnoliopsida, Malvales, Malvaceae.
AUGAAAAAGAUUUUGUUGUUCGCAAUUUUCUUUGCUCAAAAAGCCUUUUCUCAAGAUACAUGGGACUGGGUGAGGAUAGACUGUGGAUCAGACACGAGCUAUAAAGAUGCAAAUGGGGACACUUGGAAGACAGACGAGGAUUUCAUUAAGACAGGUAACAAUGAACGGGUUCCUCAAAACAUCGCUUCCAAAGUAGAGCAACUGAACACGCUGCGUGUCUUCAAGGAACAAAACAAGAAUUGUUACACUUUGCCUACACCUACAUCAACCAGAUAUCUUGUGAGAGCUAUGUUCCUGUAUGGCAACUAUGAUGGCCUCUCCAAGCCACCAACCUUUGACCUUCAGUUCGAUGGAAACAAAUGGGCUACUGUUGUGACUACCAUGACUAAUUUCACCUAUUAUGAAAUGAUUUACGCAACCAAGGGGGAAAGCAUUAGUGUUUGUCUAGCUCGAACUCAAGAUCAACAGUUCCCCUUCAUUUCCAGCUUGGAAUCCUUGCCAUUGCCUGCUGAUAUGUACGCCCAGAUGAGAAGGGAUAUGGCUUGGUUCAAUAGCUAUCGCUACAAUUAUGGAGCCAAUGAUUGGAUUCUUGGGUAAGACAUUACACUUAACAUGGAAGGAGAGAACCAAAUUUGGGAUCUUAAAUGUGUUAGCAUUUGAGAUAGAUCUAUAGACCUUGAAACAAUAUCUAGCAUAACUUGUGCUAUAUAUCAGGUACCCUGAUGAUAAAUACAACCGCAUAUGGGAGCCCCUGAUUCCAUCGGGCCUGGAGCCAGUAACUGCAAAUUUCACUUCCCUUGAAGUUACAUCCGUUAAUGUCCCUCCGGAUUCUGCAAUAAUCGAAGCAGUUCAGGCUUCAAGUUCAACAGACAAAAUUGACUUGAGUUUCACUUUUGGCAAUGUAAGCCACCUUGACCAUGUGGAAAUGUACUUCACUGAACCAUUUCUGGAAAAUGGUGCUACCAGAUCAUUCAAUGUAAUUGUGAACAAUGAUUUCGUAAAUUCUACCAGCCCAGAAUAUCAGAAAUGUCUCAGCAUAUGGGCAAAUGCCCUGUCUCUCGAUGCUUUGAAUGUUCAGCUAGCACCAACUGAUGAUUCCACAUUGCCUCCAAUAAUAAGCGCCAUAGAAGUUUACACUAUUAGUGAACCUCUUGUCACUGCAACUACAUCACAAAACGACUGUAAGAUGCAUUUCCCCUAAAAUUUUCUUCUCCUCCAUCUAAUAUUUAUUUUUUUUGGUUUAACUUAAAGAUGGUGUUUGUUAAAAAGUGGAUGGAUUAGGAGAGUUCGUUGACAACUUUGAACAGCUGAAGGGAUGGAGCGGGGAACCUUGUCUCCCUAAUGACACCAUCUGGCAAUGGUUAAACUGCAGCGGCGAUCAACCUCCAAGAGUAACUUCAAUGUAUACUUACUUUACCAACUGCCAUAUAUAUGUCACCCUGAGAUUGAAGCAUGCUCCCUUUUAGACCAAACAACUUGAUUGUCCUGAAGACAAAUCUCUGCCAGUAUCCAUUUUGCUGUCAACAUUUCUGGCCUAGAUAGAAAGUUCCUUGACCGAAACGGAAAAUGCCACAAUUCCAGGCUGCAAACUUCUCUUACACCUAAGACUUAAAUGCAAAUUUAGUUCAUAAACACAAAAUACUACCUGCAAUGUUAAAUGUGAUAGGUUCAAUAGCGUGAGAUAACUGUUAACUCUAAGCAAAAAUUUUAUAAUGUUACAGAUAUCUCUCUGGAUAUGGUCUCCAAGGUUCUCUCCCAGAUUUCAGCCAAAUGGAUGCCCUUGAAAUAAUGUGAGCUAUUUAACCAUUCACCACAACACCUUAAAAACAUAAUCCUCUGCUUCUUUUAAGCUAAUACAUUUGUGUUGUUUCCUUCUUUGUAUCAGAGAUCUGCAUAAUAACAGACUUAAUGGCGAAAUUCCAGAAUUUCUUGGAAAGCUGCCUAACCUACGGCGACUGUCAGUAAUUAACCUGUUCAAUACAUCCGUAGUUAGUAACAAUGUAAAGUACUUCUAUAGUAAUCUGAAUUCUCAACUAAAUCAUUUUUUUCCUUUUCUUUUAUAUUUCUCAGUGACCUCCGUGAUAAUGAUUUUUCUGGCAAUGUUCCAGAAACUAUAACUGAUAACAGGCAAAUCAAAUACAUGUAAGCAUGCUCAUCAUUGGCUCUACUUUUGAGUUCAACCUUUGCUACUUUUAAAUCUUACCAUUGUUCCCUUUAUGUCUGAGCAGGAUAGAUGGGAAUGAGAAUUUAAAUCACCGAAAAAACAAAAAGGCUGAGAAAAUUGUGGCCUAUGUCCUUGCAUCAGUAAUAGGAGUGUUUAUUGGUUUUUACUGUGUUGGGAAAUAUUAUGAACAAAGACAAACUCCUCAAACUCAAGGACAAAUAGCACAAGUCAGAGUGGAGAAUACUCCAGAACCAUGGCCAACCUCUCGAGAACGACUGGAGGUUACAGUGCGGGAGACUGUGGAGGUAAAUCACGUCAACAUGAGAAGAU